AUGUCAUUUCGUUUUCGAAAACAUUUUCAUUUACUUUACACACUUGUUACACUCAAUAUAAUCUUCUUUCUUAUUGUCUAUCAUCGUCUUAUAUUAAUAACUCCAUCAUCAUCUAUUGAUUUAUCAAUAACGUCAUUUAUUGAUAAUAAUUUCAAAGAACAAAAUGAACAAUAUUUAUCAUCAUCAUCAACUUGUUAUAUACCUCGAUUCGAUCCUUGGGAUCAAACUGUUGCAAAAACUAUAAAUGUUAAACCUGUCUAUCGUUGUCCGAUGAAUAAACAAAAUUUAAUAAAUGUUGUUAAUAAUACGCAAUUAUUUAUUAAUCAAACAGUGAACAGAACAUCGUUUUCAAAUUCCAUAACACAUUGUGUUUAUUUAAAAGUUGGAAGAAAUCCUGAAGAAAAAUUUUUUCGUGAUUGGUCUUAUACAUUAUCCGAACCAAUACUAAUCGUUAAUGGAUAUACAGAUCCUAUAUUAGAUACUGAUUUUGUUCUUACACGUUGUUAUAAUGAUAAAACACGAUAUUUUAAUGGAAAAACAUUUUGGUAA
Rotaria sp. Silwood2 is the source of this 549-nucleotide messenger RNA. The record is from the annotation of a GenBank genome assembly. NCBI's taxonomy places the organism in Eukaryota, Metazoa, Rotifera, Eurotatoria, Philodinida, Philodinidae.